UUAAACAAAAUGCAGGGUUAAUCAUAGUGAUGAGCGGCUAAAUAUCUGUGCCAUCCGAAAAACUCCCAUCCCCCAUCAAACGCACCAUUACUCACCGUCACUGGUUAUAGCAUCGCUCGGCUGCUACACUUCUACUCGUUCCUUCACCAUGCCCAUUGCCAUACUUUCUUCUUAGCUUCUUGCUUAAGUCGCACUUCUCAAUAUCCCAUUCUUCUUCCCACAUAAACCCUAGAAAAAUCCCUAUUUUAUUCCACCAUGACCAAAGUCUAUGGAACUGGAGUUUACGAUUUCAAACGCCAUAGAGUUGCUGAAUACCCUCUUGAAAUUUCCCACAAUAUCAACCCUGAAUCAAUACCUCUUUCUAAUGCUCCCAAUUCUAUCAGUCUUGCCGAAAUCAAAAAAGACCCACUUACUAAAAUUGCUGCUGAUAAUUGGCUCAAUUCUAACCCUACAAACACUUUUAAUGCUGAAUUGGUGAAGGAUAUUUAUAAUAAAGAGUUGCUUGUUAAAACUGGUAGAAAACCUGUUCCUUUGCAAAGGGUUAUGAUUUUGGAGAUUAGUCAGUAUUUGGAGAAGUAUCUGUGGCCACAUUUUGAUGCUCAAACUGCUACUUUUGAGCAUGUUAUGUCUAUGAUUUUGAUGAUUAAUGAGAAGUUUAGAGAGAACGUGGCUGCUUGGGUUUGCUUCCAUGAUAGGAAAGAUGUAUUCAAAUCAUUCUUGGAGAGUGUUCUUCGGCUUAAAGAUCAGGCAGAUCGUUUCAGUAUUGCAGAGAAGACCAACUAUUUAGUCUUCAUGAUUAAUGUCUUUCAGAGUUUUGAAGAUGAAGUAGUCAGCAAUACUGUUCUAAGACUUGCGAGUCUGCAAUGCUGGCAUAGCUUGUCAUAUGGUCGUUUCCAGAUGGAGCUAUGUCUAAAUCCUGAUUUGAUAAAGAAAUGGAAGAAAAUGACUAAAGCAGAAGCCAAGAAAGCAAAAAAACGUGGAGAGGACUAUGAUCCAUCUAAUUCUCUAGAAGCAACGUUCUUGAGAAAUCUCAUGGUGGAGUUCUUGGUGAUAUUGGAUUCCGAAGUGUUUUUCUCCGCACAACACGAUGAUUUAGAUGGAAAUAAUUCAAAUGGUUCCCAAGAAGUUGAUGAUGCUUGUGUCUUGUUUUGUGAGAGGUUUAUGGAAUUCCUUAUUGAUUUAUUGAGUCAAUUGCCAACCAGGAGGUACUUGAGGCCUUUAGUGGCUGAUGUUGCGGUUGUUGCUAAAUGUCAUUUAAGUGCGCUUUAUACUCAUGCAAGGGGAAAAUUGUUUUCACAAUUGGUUGACUUGCUACAAUUUUACGAAACUUUUGAGAUCAACGAUCACGAAGGGACACAAUUGACUGACGAUGAGGUCCUUCAAGCGCAUUAUGAGCGCUUUCAAUCUUUUCAAUUGCUUGCUUUUAAGAGAAUCCCAAAGUUGAGAGAGCUGGCUCUAGCUAACGUUGGUGCAAUACACAAGCGUGUUGAUCUCUCUAAGAAACUGUCUGUUCUUGCACCUAAAGAGCUCCAGGAUUUAGUGUGUUCUAAGCUCAAACUAAUUUCAAAGAACGAUCCAUGGUCAGCGAGGGUUGAUUUUCUUAUUGAAAUUAUGGUUUCCUUUUUCGAGAAACAGAAGUCUCAGAAGGAAGCCAUAAAUGCUCUCCCACUAUAUCCUAAUGAGCAAAUCAUGUGGGAUAAAAGCCUUGUACCAAGCAUUAACUACUCUGGAGAAGGAUGUCUGGCUCUCCCAAAACUUAACCUUCAGUUUUUAACCCUUCAUGACUAUUUAUUGAGAAAUUUUAAUCUUUUUCGUCUCGAGUCAACAUAUGAAAUACGAGAGGAUAUUCAGGAAGCUGUGCCACAUCUUCUUGCCUAUAUCAAUAACGAAGGGGAAACAGCUUUCCGUGGUUGGUCAAGAAUGGCUGUACCAAUAAGGGAAUUCAAGAUUACUGAGGUGAAGCAACCUAACAUUGGGGAGGUGAAACCUGCAGCAGUAACAGCAGCAAUUACUUAUAGUAUUUCUAGUUAUAGAGCACACAUCAGAUCUGAAUGGGAUGGACUUAAAGAGCAUGAUGUUCUGUUUUUGCUUUCUAUACGCCCUUCAUUUGAGCCAUUGAGUGCAGAGGAAGCUUCUAAGGCAACUGUUCCUCAACGUCUUGGUCUUCAGUGUGUACGCGGAUGUGAAGUAAUAGAGAUUCGAGACGAGGAAGGGGGCUUGAUGAAUGAUUUUACCGGAAGAAUUAAACGUGAAGACUGGAAACCUCCCAAAGGUGAACUUAGAACUGUAACAGUUGCUCUAGACGCAGCACAAUACCACAUGGAUGUUACAGAUAUUGCAGAGAAUGGAGCUGAAGAUGUGUAUGGAACAUUUAAUGUGCUGAUGCGCAGAAAGCCAAAAGAAAAUAAUUUUAAGGCAAUUUUAGAAUCCAUUCGAGAUCUUAUGAAUGAAACAUGUAUAGUUCCUGAUUGGUUGCACAAUAUAUUUUUGGGUUAUGGAAACCCCUCAGCUGCCCAAUGGACUAACAUGCCCGACCUUCUAGAGAUUGUAGAUUUUAAGGAUACUUUCUUGGAUGCUGAUCAUUUGAGAAACAGUUUUUCGAACUAUCAGAUAUCUUUCACUGAUCCAGACGGUUCAGAAAAUCUGUGUCCAGAGCCUCCAUUUCGAAUUAGGCUUCCAAAAACGCUGAAAAGCAAUGCUGAAGCUCUUCCUGGAAAUAAAUCAUCUAUAUCUGCUUCUGUUGAUGGUGACACUACAGCAAUUCAAGAAAGACUUGUUGUUGAGUCUUAUAUUCCUCCUGAUCCGGGUCCUUACCCACAGGACAAGCCGAAACAAAAUACAGUCAGGUUUACCCCUACUCAGGUUGGGGCAAUUAUCUCUGGUGUGCAGCCAGGCUUGACAAUGGUGGUAGGUCCACCUGGUACUGGAAAAACUGAUACUGCUGUGCAAAUUUUAAAUGUUCUUUAUCACAACUGUCCUUCUCAGAGAACAUUAAUUAUAACACACUCCAAUCAGGCUCUCAACGAUCUAUUUGAAAAGAUAAUGGAGAGAGAUGUGCCUGUUCGCUAUCUUCUUCGAUUAGGACAAGGUGAGCAAGAGUUAGCAACUGAUCUAGACUUCAGUCGUCAAGGUCGUGUCAAUGCAAUGCUUGUGCGACGUUUGGAACUGCUUGGUGAGGUGGAGCGGCUAGCACGUUCACUUCAGCUUCCUGAGGAUGUGGGCUAUACCUGUGAAACAGCUGGUUACUUUUGGUUGCUUCAUGUCUACUCACGGUGGGAGCAAUUUCUUGCUGCUUGUGCUGAUAAUAAAGAGAAACCAACUUUUGUUCAAGAUCGAUUCCCAUUCAAAGAGUUCUUUUCUAAUGCUCCUCAGCCCAUCUUUAGUGGAGAGUCCUUUGAUAAGGAUAUGCGGGCUGCCAAAGGUUGCUUUCGCCAUCUCAAAACUAUGUUUCAGGAGCUUGAAGAGUGUAGGGCAUUUGAAUUGCUGAAAUCAACUGUGGAUAGAGCAAACUACCUAAUGACUAAACAGGCAAAAAUUGUUGCUAUGACUUGCACACAUGCGGCUCUCAAGAGGAAGGAUUUUCUUCAGUUAGGAUUUAAGUAUGAUAACCUGUUAAUGGAAGAAAGUGCACAAAUCCUGGAAAUUGAGACUUUUAUUCCAAUGUUAUUGCAGCGACAGGAAGAUGGUUAUGCACGUCUUAAGCGGUGUAUAUUAAUUGGUGAUCAUCACCAGCUGCCUCCUGUUGUAAAGAACAUGGCCUUUCAGAAGUAUAGCCACAUGGAUCAAAGUCUCUUUACUAGGUUUGUUCGUCUGGGCAUACCAUAUAUUGAGCUUAAUGCUCAGGGACGAGCACGCCCAAGCAUAGCCAAACUUUAUAAUUGGAGGUAUAGAGAGUUGGGAGACCUUCCUUAUGUGAAGCAAGAACCAAUUUUUCUUAGAGCAAAUUCAGGAUUUUCUUAUGACUAUCAGUUAGUGGAUGUGCCAGACUAUAAUGGUAAAGGUGAAUCUGCUCCUUCGCCUUGGUUCUAUCAGAAUGAGGGUGAGGCUGAAUACAUAGUUGGUGUUUAUAUAUACAUGCGGUUACUUGGUUAUCCUGCAAAUAAAAUUUCCAUUUUAACUACUUAUAACGGCCAGAAAUUUCUCAUUCGUGAUGUUAUCAGUCGAAGGUGUGUUCCAUACGGUUUUAUUGGCCCCCCAAACAAGGUCACAACAGUUGAUAAGUUUCAAGGUCAGCAGAAUGACUUUAUCUUAUUGUCUCUGGUACGCACUCGCUUUGUGGGUCAUUUACGUGAUGUGAGAAGAUUGGUUGUUGCAAUGUCUCGUGCACGACUUGGCCUCUAUGUUUUCUGUCGUCGUUCAUUGUUUGAGCAGUGCUAUGAACUACAGCCGACUUUCCAACGCCUGCUUCAGAGACCUGACCACCUUGCAUUAAACUUGAUGGAGAAUACACCUUUUACAGAGCGAGGUAUUGAGGAUACAGGGCCAGUCUAUCUUGUGAGUGGCGUGGACGAGAUGUCUAAUAUUGUGAACUCCAAAAUGCAUCAGAUUGACCAGGCAAGGAUGAUGAGCAUUCAUUACAACAUGAUGUAUGUCGGACAAGGAGAUGCUUCUGUGGUUCAAUCAUUCCAGAAUGGGCAGCAGAAUUUGACCUCAGUGAAUGACAUGGACAGUGAAAGUUCCGUGUUGGAAAAUGGUGUAAACGGGGACAUACCGCCUGGUAGUGAAGUUACUAAUAUGGAGGAAGAGAAAUCAGGUCAAAACGGAGCUGUGGCAGUAGAAGAUUUAGCAGACGGUGACGUUCCUGCUGCAUCCAAUAUGGAGGAGUAAGCUGAUUGGACUCAAACUAAAGGAAUCUUACUGUUGAAAGCAUUCUGAUGGUGACUCUGAGAGCCUUGCCCUUGGCCCUUGCUAAGGACAUACUGUACACUGCUUGCUUCAGUUUUUUUCAUCCCGUGUUGAUUCAGGAAAGUUUUAAACAGAGGAUUUUUUUGGCGAUAAUCUACAUAAAUACAUGGUUAAUAGGAUAAUGAUCAUAAUUAAGUAAUUCUUUAGUCACAUAUUUGUAUUGUCAUUUGUAAAUUUAUCCUUUUUUAAUUAGUCACUAAUUAGUAAUAGAGAAUUUUUAAAAUAGAAAA
Amaranthus tricolor (Joseph's coat) is the source of this 5135-nucleotide messenger RNA. RefSeq lists its product as uncharacterized. Gene Ontology annotation, cellular component: catalytic step 2 spliceosome. Gene Ontology annotation, molecular function: mRNA binding; helicase activity. Gene Ontology annotation, biological process: mRNA splicing, via spliceosome. The transcript is spliced from 14 exons. Bases 256 to 4827 code for a protein of 1523 amino acids. Lineage: Eukaryota; Viridiplantae; Streptophyta; Magnoliopsida; Caryophyllales; Amaranthaceae. The record is from RefSeq and is a predicted model, not a curated record.